CGAGCUCAAAAAGCAGCUUUGACUCUCACGCCAACAGCGCUUGAACGUGUUCGAUCUUUACUCGAUGCAAGUGGCGGACCAAAGUUAUUACGGAUUGGGGUACGUAAUAAAGGUUGUGCUGGAAUGAGUUAUCAUUUGGAAUACGUCACUCCAGAUCAAGCAGGCAAAUUCGAUGAGCGAGUGAAACAAGAUGGCGUUGAAGUUUUGAUCGAUAGCAAAGCUUUAUUCAGUAUCAUUGGAUCAGAGAUGGAUUGGCAAGAAGAUCGCCUCUCGGCCAAAUUCGUAUUUAAUAAUCCCAACGUCGUCGAAGCUUGCGGAUGCGGAGAGAGU
This is a messenger RNA of Meira miltonrushii, 330 nucleotides long. RefSeq lists its product as uncharacterized. The transcript has a single exon. Gene Ontology annotation, biological process: iron-sulfur cluster assembly. Gene Ontology annotation, cellular component: cytoplasm; mitochondrion. Gene Ontology annotation, molecular function: 2 iron, 2 sulfur cluster binding. The annotation marks the transcript as partial. The record is from RefSeq and is a predicted model, not a curated record. Lineage: Eukaryota; Fungi; Basidiomycota; Exobasidiomycetes; Exobasidiales; Brachybasidiaceae.